Molecule: messenger RNA, 2850 nt
Organism: Linum tenue
Lineage: Eukaryota; Viridiplantae; Streptophyta; Magnoliopsida; Malpighiales; Linaceae
Source: the annotation of a GenBank genome assembly
CAAACUGUGAGGAACAAAAAGUAUUUCACGUCACGAAACCUCUGUACAGCCCAACCCUUUGCAGCAGCUGCUGGUUUGCAAUGCUCGAGCAGUGGAAUUCCGCGGCGAGCAACUAUAACUCUGCAGUCGGGGUGCGUUGGAGGAUGCGUCAUUAUGAUGGAGCACCAGUCGACAGUGUUCAACUUGGGUAGUUUGAUGGACUCCAUAGUGGCAGGAUUGAACAAACUCAAGCAUGUUGAGCUAUCGGGAGGCCCAACUUGGAAGCCAGAGAUUAACCACCCGAAAGGGGAGUGCCCAAGGACCGAGGAGUAUUUAGGAAGCACAGCUGCAGGGAGGCGAUGCUGUGGGAAUUGCGUCGCCGUUGAAAACAAAGUCAGGUUCUUGUUGUGCACACUGACCACCCAUGGAACAUCUCUUGCAGACACUGGAAAUUUCCCUGAUAAUGACGACGACGACUUCGACUUCUUCGAUGACAUGGUUGAUCGAUCGAGAUGAAGCUAGCAAGCGAGGAACGAAGGAACCGAUAAUAAUUUCUGAAGAGAAGGCAAGGUUUAUAUAGGAGAUUUGCUUCCCGUUUCCCACUCUGAUAGGGAAAUAAAAGGCCUCUCUGAUUCCGGAAGGAUAGCCGUCAAAGUUUUUUUUUUUUUCUUUCUUUUUCCGGGUGUUCUUUCCGCGGUUGGGUCGAAGAAGAAGUUGAGGCUUCUCUUCUUUCUCUCGGAUCUGGAUUCGUCGAUUGACCGGAACAUGGGCCACGCAAUCCAGGGACACCUAUAACUCCCAAUAAGAGACACAUGCUGCCUUAUUUUCUGGAUGAUUAACUCCCGAGUCCCGACUACAGGGCGCUAACUCGCGGCCUGUCCCCGUUGCUGCAACUUCACUUGCGGUGGCGCGUGUUCCGCGGCCGUGAGCACCCGGCGCAGUGGCACGAGAGGAUUGGCCGGCCUUCUCUCCCCCGGCCGCCUGGUCCUCUCGUCUGGUUCCGCGCUGUCUCCCUAGGCGAAGGAAUGGCUGGCCUGAGUUUAAUAUUCUGAUGACAACAACGACGAUGUCCUCUUAUAAGGUACUCGAGAAUGAUCUUCCGAGUUGCGCUCUACACCAGUUUUGUCCUGUGGAUACCCAUGCCGCCAUUGAUGCUUUCGUGUGCUACUGGAAGCCAAGUGCAGUUAUCUUAUUGGAGAGUGAGAUGUGGCCGAAUCUGAUUAUGAUUUCUUCUGCUAAGGGUAUUCUGCUUACAUUAUUGAAUGCUCGGAUGUCUUUGAAGUCCUUCAAAUUUUGAUUCCACUUACAUUAUUGAAUGCUCGGAUGUCUGUGAAGUCCUUCAAAUUUUGGUCAGGAUUGGCGCUUUCCUUGAUAUCGUUAAUGCUAUCCAAGUUUGAUUUGAUUGUCCCACUGAGUACCACUCAGGCAAUACGCUUCCAGCUUCUGCAAGCUCCACCUUCAAUCAUAAAUUUUGCUGGUGAUUUGAAAUACGUGGUAGAACCUGACAUGACCAAGAGGAAUAUAGCAAGCACUGAAGAUUUGAAGGACGAGCUCUCUGAUAGGCAUGUAUGGGUUGCUGCAUCAGUUCAUAGAGGUGAAGAACAAGUAAUGUUAGCAGUUCGCAGAUCGUUGGCCCGAAGGUACCCUGACUUGGUGACUAUUAUUGUCCCUCGCCACCUGCAGCUUGCGCACCAUAUUGUUGAAGAAUUGCAGUAAGAUGGACUUCAUGUAGCCUUGAGGUCUCGAAAGGAAAAGAUCACGGCCAUAGGACAAGUGUACGUGGUCUACACUUUAGGUGAAUUAAGGCGUCUAUAUAGCCUAACUCCAAUAGCUGUAGUUGGCGGUUCCUUCUGUCCUAGUUUUGCUGGCCAUAACAUAUCUGAAGCUGCCGCAGCUGGCUGUGCUGUUUUAACUGGUUUUCAUGCCAGACAUUUCUUACACAUGAUAAAUGAAAUGCAAAGACUGGAUUCUCUUUCAGUUAUGCAGGUGUCUGGAAAGGAAGAACUUAAAGAAGCGCUCUUUCAUCUCUUCAAUGACACAAACUUGCUCAAAGCACGACGCAUGGCUUCGAAACAAACGUUUCAUACCCUUUCCUCGCCCUGCUCUCUUCUACUCUUCUACACACUGCUGUUGAUCUAGUCCAAGUUAGAUAAAGAGAUCUAGUCAUGCCCCGCAUUUGCAGCCCAAAAAGUACUUAAAGUAAAUGCCUUGGUGACACGCCAAAACACAACACCAAACUGUGACCAAGUGAAAUCGCAGUCCGGGAAUGCAGUAACAGCCAUUCUUCUCAGCUAAUGCUAUUGCUCUUACUUGGAGAAAAUCCUCUCCAAGGGUCACAAAUCACUCUGUUCAGAUUGCUGUGAGUGAACUGUUCUUUUGUUAGAAAUGACCAGCCCAGGCAUGAGACGUUCUUCCAAAUCAAACUUGCCAUCAAGGAUGAGGUUGAGUAUCUUGAGAAGGCUGGAAUAAACGUCAUCCAGAUUGACGAGGCUGCUUUGGGGGAGGGGUUGCCUCUAAGGAAGUUGGAGCAUGCUUUCUAUAUGGAUUGGGCUGUCCACUCCUUCAGGAUUACCAACUGUGGUGUCCAAGAUACUACCCAGAUCCAUACCCACAUGCGCUACUCAAAUUUCAAUGAUGUCAUUCACUCAAUCGUUAGCAUGGAUGCUGAUCCCCAGAGUUUCUAGAUUGUACAUGGGUUCUCUUAACUGCAACUUGGGGGUCUUGGUGGAGUUGUCAAAAUAGAACGGGUCGAUAUAGUAGGUGGCCCGGGCAACGCUGCAAGGUUUAUCUUUCUGGUGGAGACUUCUUGUAUUGGCGAGGAAAUUGGAAAACGACCGAAGUCCAAUAUUUGUUUGAUUCGCUAUACACAAA